This is a messenger RNA of Closterium sp. NIES-65, 846 nucleotides long. NCBI's taxonomy places the organism in Eukaryota, Viridiplantae, Streptophyta, Zygnematophyceae, Desmidiales, Closteriaceae. The record is from the annotation of a GenBank genome assembly.
AUGCGCCGCCGCUCCUGGACUUGGUACGGCUGCCUGCCUGUGCUGCCUGUUGCUGCCUGUUGCUGCCCGUGCCUGUGCUGCCCGUUGCCGCCCGUUGCUGCCCGUGCUUGUGCUGCCCGUUGCCGCCCGUUGUUUCCCGUGCCUGUGCUGCUUGUUGCCGCCCGUUGCUGCCCGAGCCUGUGCUGCCUGUUGCUGCUUGUUGCUGCCCGUGCCUGUGCUGCCUGUUGCCGCCCGUUGUUGCCUGUGCCUGUGCUGCCCGUUGCCGCCCGUUGCUGCCCGUGCCUGUGCUGCCCGUUUCCGCCCGUUGCUGCCCGUGCCUGUGCUGCCCGUUGCCGCCCGUUGCUGCCCGUGCCUGUGCUGCCUGUUGCCGCCCGUUGCUGCCCGUGCCUGUGCUGCCUGUUGCUGCCCGUGCCUGUGCUGCCUAUUGCCGCCCGUUGCUGCUUGUGCCUGUGCUGCCCGUUGCUGCCUGUUGCUGCCCGUGCCUGUGCUGCCCGUUGCCGCCUGUUGCUGCCCGUGCCUGUGCUGCCUCUUGCCGCUCGUUGCUGCUCGAGCCUGUGCUGCCUGUUGCUGCCUGUUGCUGCCCGUGCCUGUGCUGCCCGUUGCCGCCCGUUGCUGCCCGUGCCUGUGCUGCCUGUUGUCGCCCGUUGCUGCCCGAGCCUGUGCUGCCUGUUGCUGCCCGUUGCUGCCCGUGCCUGUGCUGCCCGUGCCUGUGCUGCCCGUUGCCGCCCGUUGCUGCCCGUGCCUGUGCUGCCCAUUGCCGCUCUGCUGCUGUCCGCGCCCUUGUGCGCUCUGCCGUGGAACGGAGGCUAUGGGGGUGGCGGGUAUGGGGGUGAUGGGUGUGUGUGA